This is a messenger RNA of Melospiza georgiana, 1115 nucleotides long. RefSeq names its product spindle and kinetochore associated complex subunit 2 (gene SKA2). NCBI's taxonomy places the organism in Eukaryota, Metazoa, Chordata, Aves, Passeriformes, Passerellidae. Gene Ontology annotation, cellular component: spindle microtubule; outer kinetochore. Gene Ontology annotation, molecular function: microtubule binding. The coding region runs from base 51 to 644 and encodes 197 amino acids. Gene Ontology annotation, biological process: chromosome segregation; cell division; mitotic cell cycle. The transcript has 7 exons. The record is from RefSeq and is a predicted model, not a curated record.
GGGGGGUGGGGAUCUCCCCGCCGCCGCCUGAGGAAUGUCAACUAUUCAACAUGGAGACGGCGGUUACCAGGCUCGAGACCCUGUUCCAGAAAGCAGAAUCUGAUCUGGAUUAUAUUCAGCGCAGAGUGGAGUUUGAAAUAAUGAAAAGUCUUCCUGAGGAUACAGCACCAGAGGAGGACCCAGCUGCUCUCCUGAGGGAGAUCCCAGUGCUGAAAUCCAGGUACAAAUCCCUGUGUGCCCGGAUGGAGAAGAUUUCCCUGGAGCGCAGGGAAACCAUGGAGAGCAUCCGUGCUGCCCUGGGGAAAGCCAUGGAGAUUGAGCAGGCACUGCAGCAGCAAACCCAGCUGAAGAACUCACCUCUGUCAGCAGCAGAACAGACUGCAGCCCAGCUGUUAAACCUGAAAACUGGGAAAGAAAUGGAAUUUUCAGUGCAAGAGCCAUCCUCCCCAGGAUCUACAGACCCUGGCUCAGAUGAAGAAGCCCAGUUCACCCCAUUGACUAAGGAAGCAUUUCUGAGUGUGCCCAGGAGCAGAAGAAGCAUUGCCAAGUUAGCAGACUUGAAUAAUUUUUACAAGGAGUUAUUUAACCAAGAGAGCAGCACUGAGUCUUUCACAGAUGAAGAAGAUGAAUAUGAAAGCCACUGACUCAAGAAUUCGAAUCCUGGAAGAACUGGGGAUUGUGGAACUCGACAAACAAGGAAAUGUUAAAUUAGCUGUGUGAGAGAAAACUCAUCUGCCACAGAAUCAUCCUGGUGCAGCUCCUGAGUUAUUGAGGAACAAGAAUUUCUCUGGAGGAAGAGUUCCACUGUAGGGAAGUUGUUCAUGUUUCUGUAUAAAUAUUCUGUUGGUAAUACCUGAAAUUGGAGAGUUCAAGGUCGCUGAGGUUGGCACUCAACCUUGGCUGUUUAAGGGAUUUAUUAUGGGAUUUUUUUUAUUAUGGGAUUUCUUUAAGGGAUUGUGGUUGAUGCAUUUUUAAGGAAUGUUGUGAGCCAUGUUCCACUUUCCUGCUGCAUUCCUGAGGGGGUUUUAAAGGCAAAUAAUCCAAGCCUCUCAAUUGUCCUUGCAUUCCUGAAUAAAGAUUUAUUUUACUUUUGUUGAAGUGACUCCUGACCCUGA